GGAGAACGGGCACUCGGCAGCGCACCAGCACCAGCCUGUGACUCACACUAGUGGAGGAGCGAUCGCGAGCAAGGACGAUCGAACCAAAAUGAGUUGUCUGCAUUCUGCUGCACGUUCCGCCGAACUUUGGCUCGUUCUGUGAGUGCUGCUCUGUGAUGUGUUCCGCGUUCCAAAAGUGCUGUGACCCUGGUCGUCCGCGACUGCUGAAGAAGCAGCUUUUAGCAUGAACAACCGAGGAUACUACGUGCCCUGCGCCCCUUUUUUGUACUUUGUUCCUGACAGUGGAGGGACGACGCAACCAGCACUGGCGGGCGCCUCAGCUGCCCUCGAAGUUCGCCCUGCCCAGCCCCCGUCGACCGGGGGCGCAGCUCCCACUGCCGCCCCCGUGCCGUCAACGCCACUCUCCGCAGCUCCGUUCCAAUACCUGAUUCAUGAGCAGGCAAAGUCGCUCGUCGCCCUGCAGGAGCUGCAGAACGAAGUGGGCGCCUUGCUCGAAUUCCGCGAGCUAGUGAUCGAAACAUUUCCCCACCUGCGAAGCAAAAUCUCGUCCGCCUCCUCGACCAUGGGCAGCGAAGUGAACUUGCCAGAGGCGAGCACCUCCUCGGCCCCAGCCACCCCUUCAACCACCGCCGUGGGCCCUGGCUGGGGACCGGGCGUGCGUGUUCGACGACGCAUCCCCAAAGAGCGCAACUCGCCCACCGCCGAAGACUCGUCGGCCGAGAUGACCAAGUUGCCGAAAGGACCCAAAAGCUCCGAGGGCGCCUCCUGCAGCACGGUCCAGGACUCUGGAUUCAGUACGGAGACGAAGGAGCAUCAUAGUAGUGGCGCCUCCGUGAAAGCCUCCAGCGGCGGCAGCGGAGGCGGCAACUCGGACGCUUCAAUGGACGAAUUGUGGAAUUUGCUCGACGUGAUCCAGCGCAAGGGUUCCCGUCUGCGCGACGAAGUGCAUGAUCUGCAGACCAAACUGCAGCACGAGGCUGUGAGGGGUGGCGGAGGCGAAGGCACCGCCGCUGCAGACUGGAGUCCUCCACCGGGGGUGCGCAGCUGGGGAGAAGAAGAUGACCCCUCGGAGAUGCGGAGGCUCAGGAUGGAGCGCGACGUCCUUCUCGACAAGGUGACUGAAAUGGAGGCAGAGACUUUGCAAUCUCGGGCCCGCGUAUCUCAGCUGCAGGCGGAACUGCGCCAGAUCUCGUCCAUCCGACGCGGCCUCGAGGACCAGUUGCUCCUGUCUGCACGCAACAGCUGCGUCUGCUCCAUGUCCUCCACCUCUCCAAGGCGCAUUAAGCUCGAGUCACCAAGGGCUUCUAGUCAGGUGCGAGAGCGUUCUUCAGGUUUUCAGCCUGUUCGCUCCUCGAGCGGUCCGUCGCCGCGUCACGUUCGGCGCCGCUCGCGACUGGACAGUGCGUCGUCGCCCCUUGACUUUGACUCGCGCAUUCCCCGCUACGUUCACCGGCCGUCGACCGGAGGCCGCACACCGUCCCCAGCGACCCCUGGCCGACCGCCCCUUGGUGCCCUCGACUGCGUCAUCGGCGACCCUCAACAGGUCACGCUCAAUCUACCGCCCUCCUUCAAGCCCAGCCCGCACAAGGUGGCCGCCAUCCUCGGCGAGAGGAACCCCCUCGAGCUGCAGAGACAUUUGCUCACUUCCGUAGUUCACAACGAGGCCUUGCAAAUUGAGUUGGAAAGGGCUUCACUCAGGAAGAAUGAAAUCAAUGGAGAACUAGAGCGGAUGAAGGAGGAAAAUGAUGAACUGAAAUUUCAGUUGGAGGAGAGGAGUAUAGAGCUGGAGGGGACGAGGGCCAGGGUGCGAGUUCUUGAGAGACACAACCUGUCAAAGUCCCCCUCGGUUGGCCACCACGACCCCAAGCGACAUCAUUUCGCAGGCACUGAUGACCCUAUUCUUCUGGCGAUGACCAACACCUCCAGCACCGAGUCGGCGCACGACCUGACCCUUGCCUCCAACCAACCUCCAGAGCCCCCAAAGCGCCAGAACAACAAGCAGUCCACCAACAACAAAGUCACCAACAGCAUGGUCAACAACAACAACAACAAAAGUAGAAUUCCUCUGCAGACAGGCACUACCCCUCCGAAGGGCAGCCCUGAGAAGAAGAAAACGUCUGCCGGGUCCUUGGGCAGGGCGAGCCUGAAGAAGGUGGUCGGGGUGGGUGGUGCAAGUCUCAAGUCCAGCAGGGAGUCCCUGGCGUCCUCGACCCUGAUGAGCCGCUCCAAGGACUCGUUGAACAAGCUGAGUUCGUUGCCCCGCAAGAACUCUUCUCUGCCUCGACCGAACAACUCACCGUCCCAUAAGGGGGGCAAGUCGACCCCCUUGGACACCGCCACCAAGGAGGCCGCGAGCAGCAGCUCUUUGGGAAGUGUGCCCUUAGUCGAGGUGGCUCUUUGUCCUGCCGACUCACUUAACACGGCUCAUUGCCGUCGUCGAGGGGAGGAAAUGGUACCCUGGCAGGGCGCCUCGAUGGCCUUUUCCUACUUUGACAGCAUCAACUCAGAGCAACUGUGGCAAAGACAUUCCACGGAUACCAACGGAGACUCCCUUGAGCAGUAUUGAAGAUAAAAACAAAAUCAAAUUUUUGGAUAAUGGACAAUAUUGGUGCUCGUCACAUAUAUAUAAAUAUUGAACUUUUCCCCUCUCGUUGCAUUCCAUUGUGGGAUAAUCCCAACAGAUUUUUAUUUCAAUCUGGAAGUCUGCAGGUUAAAAGUGAAAAAACUUAUUUGUUGAAUUUUUAAAUAAUAUAUAUUCCAAGCGAGCUAAAAAAAUGCCCAAAUGUGAUAGUAGUUUUAAUUUAAAUAAAAGGUUAUUUUUAUCAGUGUUCUGUCUGUCGCCUGCAGGUUUCCAGUGUGAAAAUCUGAAAAACGAACCCCAAUACUCUUUCAAUAUGCUUUUGCAAAAAACAAAAACGCAUAAUCCACCAUGUAAAUUUACUAUCAAGAUGUAAAACUUUGGCAGGGGUUUUCUCACUUUAGUGUACGUGUUAAAAAUAUAUUCAGCAAAUUAAAAUCUCGUGCCAGCUGCGAAUCAAACUCUCUGCGGUCAAACUUGGAAACAUUUUUGCCAAAAUAUUUUUUAAGCUUGGUCGGCCCUUCCAGAGAAGUACCUUGGCUGGAUUGUUCUUGACACAAAUCCGGAAAAAAUAUACAGCUGGCUGCUACUUUUUCCAGAGAAACGGAACCCCUGCAGUGCUGCUUAAAAAUGGCUUUGUGAGAGUUAAAAAAAAAUGAUAUUUUCUGUCAUUACUUCUUCCCAUCAUAAUGUAUUAAUCACUGCUGCUUAUUUAUACGAAAAUGGACACUAUACUUAUUUAAGGCAACUACAGAGCAGUUUCUUAUAUUUACAACCAGUUAGUGGGGAAAAAUCGUGUCGCUAUUUUCUAUCGCAUUUUGUGUUGUUGUUGUGGACUAGUCGAGGGCUGUUCAUUUGUUCCUUUGUACUCGAUUGAAACCUAUGAUGAUUAUUAUUAAUUAAACUACGUACUGAUAAGUGAAGAAUAAAAAGAGCUACGCUAUAUUGUUGUUAUAAGUGCACUUUUAAACGCGACAGUCUUUUAUU
Molecule: messenger RNA, 3565 nt
Organism: Neocloeon triangulifer
Lineage: Eukaryota; Metazoa; Arthropoda; Insecta; Ephemeroptera; Baetidae
Gene: jvl
Exons: 9
Coding region: 224-2566 (780 amino acids)
Source: RefSeq, a predicted model, not a curated record